AAGUCCUUCUCCCCGCAUACGUCAUAACGGCAAAUUGCCAAACGGGACAAACUUGAGCUCAUGUCGGACGUCUGUCGCGCACCUCACACGUCAAGAUGACACCGGGAACGUCAACGUUACUUCACGCCAUCAUCCUUACCUGUUGCGUCGCGUCAGGAUUUGGUCAGGAGCCAGUUGCAGUUCGUGCGGCGGACGGUGGCGCCGCUUCUCUCCUGUGCGACCACGAUGCACGUCCCGGGGAGGUCAGGGCCUUCAAGUGGACAAAGGGGCGGGAAAUCAUCUACUUCAUGGCCCUGGACGGGAUAGUGACGCCCCCGGGACCGGAUUACGCCGACCGAGUCACCAUAGUGGACCAGAUAAAUCUGAGAAUAGAGGGUCUAACGUUAGAGGACAUUGGGCAGUACACGUGUACUGUGACGGUGGGCAACUCAGAGGGGCUGGCGAUAGUGGAUCUCGAUAUCUUAGUCCUCCCGAGUAGACCGGUUCUAACCGCUUACCUGGACGGUGUGCUGGUGAACCUGGGAACGACGUCCCUCCCCCUAGACGCGGAACUGAUGCUGGAGUGCACGUCCAGCGGCGGGAAACCCCCCGCAGAGCUGGGAUGGUACAUCGACGACGUGGCGGUGGACAGCAGUUUGUACACCUACAACAGCACUGCAGAUCCAGACACGAAUAUAGGUGACGCUGUGUCCAGACUAACACACCUGGUGUCCCUGAGCGAUCACCUGGCGAAGUACGAGUGCGAGUCGUCAGGACCGAUCCCGCCCCUGGAGGCACAGAGGAGCGUGGGCGUGCUCAUCAGGCUCAGCAUUUACGACACCACCCUCCCCCCGAAGAUUACACCCAGGCCAACUACGGAAGAAGACAUAGCAAUCGUCGCCCCACAAGAGGCUGAAACGGCGCUGGGAGUCCCAAGCAUCAUCGGAAUUAUCGUGGGAAUCAUCGCUGCAGUAGCGCUCCUAGCGGCCAUCAUUGUUAUCUUGCUACAGAACAGAAAACGACAAAACAAGAAUCACACUUAUGUCGUCAACCCUGACAGUAAGUGUAGUACUAAGAAAUAUCGCUAG
Branchiostoma floridae (Florida lancelet) is the source of this 1067-nucleotide messenger RNA. RefSeq names its product fasciclin-3-like. Lineage: Eukaryota; Metazoa; Chordata; Leptocardii; Amphioxiformes; Branchiostomatidae. The record is from RefSeq and is a predicted model, not a curated record. Bases 96 to 1067 code for a protein of 323 amino acids. Gene Ontology annotation, biological process: cell-cell adhesion. Gene Ontology annotation, cellular component: cell-cell junction. The transcript has 6 exons. Gene Ontology annotation, molecular function: cell adhesion molecule binding.